AAACUCUCCUAUAAAUACCUCUAUGUCCCAAUGAAUCAAACACACCAACUUAGUUUCCUUAGUUUCAAGAUCUACAAAGCAAUUAGGAAAUUUAUCCAAAGAAAGACACUAUGGAGAAGUUAGCUCAUUUUGUUGCUUUCUUGCUUCUUGCAUCACUCUUCCAACCUCUCACUGCUCGAGAAUUGGAAAUUGAUGUCCUCCAACUUGACGUUUCUCAGUCUAGUUGUCCAGGAGUGAAAAAGGACACAUGGCCAGAACUUCUUGGGGUACCAUCUGCGUUUGCAAGACGAACAAUUAAGCAGGAAAAUCCAAAGCUAACAAAUGUUCCAAGUGUACUGAAUGGUUCUCCAGUUACAGCAGAUUUUAGAUGUGAUCGAGUUCGUCUUUUUGUUAAUGUCUUAGGUUUUAUUGUACAAACUCCCCGGGUUGGUUGAGGAAGUUAGAAAAUUUAUUCGCAUCGAGUGUUGUAAGUAUAUCUACUAGGUAGCCCCAAGAAAAAUAAUUGGAGCAGUAUGGACAUUGUCUCCAUGAAUUCCAAUGCUAUUUGGAGUGAUAAAUAAGUGUGGCUUUUAAUGUUUA
This is a messenger RNA of Capsicum annuum, 579 nucleotides long. RefSeq names its product proteinase inhibitor I-B. Gene Ontology annotation, biological process: response to wounding. Bases 111 to 434 code for a protein of 107 amino acids. The transcript has 3 exons. Gene Ontology annotation, molecular function: serine-type endopeptidase inhibitor activity. NCBI's taxonomy places the organism in Eukaryota, Viridiplantae, Streptophyta, Magnoliopsida, Solanales, Solanaceae. The record is from RefSeq and is a predicted model, not a curated record.